CGACUCACUGCGCCCUAGGUUUCACGCCAGAGCGCCAAUCAUCAAGCGGAGACAAAUCAACGGCGGGGAUGAGAGAAUCGCGGCAAAAUGGAGAUUCGCCGUCGAAAGGUACUGCCGCACAAAACAGCGUACGAGAACUUGCCACGUGGGUGACGCUUACGCAAGGCUCGCGUCAUCCCACCUUCGCCGUAUCAACCUCCCGCGUAUCGGAAAGUCAGCGACUUCGGAAAAUCUCUGUUUCUGGCUCCGGCGAAGACCUUCGAACCGGAAGUGAAGCGUUGUCGACUGUCGAGUUCCAAUUCAGUUUGAGGGAUGAAGUUGGUGCCGAGAGAGGUCGAGAAGUUGGGGCUGCACAAUGCCGGAUUUCUCGCGCAGAAGCGCCUCGCCCGCGGCCUCCGACUCAACUACACUGAGGCUGUGGCUCUUAUAGCAACUCAGAUUCUGGAGUUUGUUCGAGAUGGAGACAAAAGUGUUACAGACUUGAUGGACAUAGGAAAACAACUUUUAGGCAGGCGUCAAGUUCUUCCAGCUGUACCAAACAUUUUGGAUACUGUUCAGGUCGAAGGAACCUUCUUGGAUGGCACAAAAUUAAUCACCAUCCAUGAUCCUAUUGCGGGUGAUGAUGGAAAUUUGGAACUUGCACUGCAUGGUUCUUUUCUUCCAGUUCCUUCACUCGAAAAAUUUUCCGGGGAUGAAGAUGAUUGCUUUCCUGGUGAAGUCAUUUUCGAAUCUGGAAAUAUUACUCUUAAUGUGGGACGUGGGGCAGUGGUACUGAAAGUUGUUAACAAGGCGGAUAGGCCUAUUCAGAUUGGGAGUCAUUAUCACUUUAUAGAGGCGAAUCCCUACUUGAUUUUUGAUAGACGAAGGUCCUACGGCAUGAGAUUAAACAUACCAGCUGGAACAGCUACUCGGUUUGAGCCAGGGGAUGCCAAAUUUGUAACCCUCGUAAGUAUUGGAGGUAGGAAUGUUAUUAGAGGUGGAAACAACCUUGGAGAUGGCCAUGUUUCUCAACAUGACAAGGUGAUGAAAAAUGUUAUCACCAAUAAUUUUGGUAACGAAGAGCAGCCAGAUGCCAGUGAAGGUGUUAUUGGAAAUAAUUCUAGUUUUAACUGCACAAUUUCGCGUGAGGCAUAUGUGAACAUGUAUGGCCCUACUACUGGCGAUAAAGUACGGCUUGGUGACACAGAUUUAUAUGCAGAAAUUGAAAAGGACUUUGCAGUUCAUGGCGAUGAAUGUGUAUUUGGAGGUGGAAAAGUUCUACGUGAUGGAAUGGGACAGGCUACAGGCUAUCCAUGCUUAGCCUGCUUAGAUACAGUUAUUACCAAUGCUGUUAUCAUUGACUAUACUGGAAUUUAUAAGGCAGAUAUUGGUAUUAAAGGAGGUUUUGUUGUUGCAAUAGGGAAAGCGGGGAACCCUGAUAGUAUGAAUGGUGUACAUGAAAAUAUGUUUGUGGGGGCCAAUACAGAAGUUAUUGCUGGGGAGGGCAUGAUUGUAACUGCUGGUGGCAUAGAUUGUCAUGUCCACUUUAUAUGCCCUCAGUUGGCAGAAGAGGCGAUCUCAAGUGGUAUCACAACAUUGGUUGGGGGUGGCACAGGCCCAGCAGAUGGAACUCGUGCCACAACUUGUACUCCUGCACCAAUUCAAAUGCAGUUAAUGCUACAAUCAACUGAUGAUUUGCCGAUCAAUAUGGGCUUCACAGGAAAGGGUAACAGUGCAAAACCGGAGGGAUUAGUUGAGAUCAUUAAGGCAGGGGCAAUGGGUUUGAAGCUACAUGAAGACUGGGGAAGUACCCCUGCUGCAAUAGACAAUUGUUUAUCCGUUGCAGACAUUUUUGAUAUCCAAGUCAAUAUUCACACCGACACCUUAAAUGAAUCAGGAUGUGUGGAACAUACGAUUGCAGCAUUUAAAGAUAGGACAAUACACACUUAUCAUAGCGAAGGUGCAGGUGGUGGUCAUGCUCCAGAUAUCAUCAAAGUAUGCGGCGUGAAAAAUGUCUUGCCGUCAUCAACAAAUCCUACCCGACCUUUUACUUCAAAUACUGUGGAUGAGCACCUCGACAUGCUGUUGGUUUGUCAUCAUCUUGAUAAGGACAUUCCGGAAGAUGUUGCAUUUGCUGAGUCUAGAAUCCGUGCAGAAACAAUAGCUGCUGAAGACAUCUUGCAUGAUAUGGGGGCAAUCAGUAUCAUAUCAUCUGAUUCACAAGCAAUGGGGCGCAUUGGAGAGGUGAUUACCCGGACGUGGCAAACUGCUCAUAAGAUGAAGACGCAGAGAGGUAGAUCAAUUGAACCCGGUGAGGCUGACAAUGACAAUUUUCGAAUCAAGAGAUAUAUAGCAAAAUAUACCAUUAAUCCAGCCAUAGCUAAUGGUUUUGCAAACUACAUUGGUUCUAUUGAGGUUGGAAAAUUUGCUGAUCUUGUCAUAUGGAAACCUCCUUUUUUUGGUGCAAAACCAGAAAUGGUGAUCAAAGGUGGUGUGAUUACAUGGGCCAAUAUGGGUGAUCCAAAUGCCAGCAUUCCAACGCCAGAACCAGUGAUUAUGAGGCCAAUGUUUGGUGCAUUUGGAAAGGCUGCGAGCUCCCACUCCAUUGCUUUCGUUAGCAAGGCUGCAAAAGAGGCAGGUAUUGCGAAUGACUACGGGCUCAAAAAGAGGGUGGAAGCUGUGGGUAAUGUUCGCAGACUCACAAAGCUUGACAUGAAGCUCAAUGACUCACUUCCCGAGAUAGAUGUCGAUCCCGAGUCCUAUACUGUUACGGCCGACGGUGAGGUUCUGAAAUGUGAGCCAGCGUCUUCCCUUCCGUUAUCUCGAAAUUACUUCCUCUUCUAGGAUGCGGAGGCCAUGCUGAAGCUACCCGCCCUCAUCCGUCAACAGAACUUCAGUUCAUAGCAAAUCGGUGAGUCUGCCAUAAAUGGAAAGUAAUCGAUUGCGUUUGGGAGCAACACUCAAUUAUUAUCACGCAGAGAUGUGCUUCCUCUGUGUUUUGCUCAUAAAGAAUGGAGAGUUACUCAGAAACAGUUGCGAUUCUCUUAAGCUAUUCUGGGUAAUCAAUGUGGAAAGAGUAUCAGUUUGAUGCUCAUAAUGUUUCUGCUAAAAGAGCAGGGUGAUGUUGAAUUUGGAAACUGAAAGAGUGCGCAAAUAAGAGGUUUUGCACAUUGAACAGUUCCUUGAAAACUAAUGAUAAUAAUCAGGUAAUGUUUAUUGUUUUAUUACAUGUAAAUGGGAGCGAACAAACAAUCGGAGCAGGAAACGACUGUGUCACAUAAAUUACUUCCUUCCAUUCAACUUUAUUUGCAGAGACAAACUGCAAAAUAUGUCCGGAGUUAUACGGACAUGGCAUUGUUUGGAUCCAUGGAUAUGACAUUUUUAAGAGCCACUCACAGCAAAUGUGAAUGGUUCGACUAUAAAUGUUGCCAAAUUACAAAA
Molecule: messenger RNA, 3420 nt
Organism: Ananas comosus (pineapple)
Lineage: Eukaryota; Viridiplantae; Streptophyta; Magnoliopsida; Poales; Bromeliaceae
Product: urease
Exons: 19
Coding region: 313-2823 (836 amino acids)
Biological process (GO): urea catabolic process
Cellular component (GO): urease complex
Molecular function (GO): urease activity; nickel cation binding
Source: RefSeq, a predicted model, not a curated record